ACAGGCCACAGAGACCGAGAUCAGCCACCGCAGGUGACGCUGAGAGGCACCAUUGUCGGCCUUGGCAUUGGGACGUUGAUUCUCCUCUCAAACUUCCAGUUCGGCCUCCAGACCGGCUGGGUCUCCAUGAUGUCUCUCCCUGCCGCAUUGCUGGCGUUCUCCAUCUUCAAGGUCACCGAGUCGUCGUUCUUCCGGCUGUCCUACCCGUUCUCCCCACAGGAGAACGUUUACGUGCAGAGUGUCGCCGUGGCCGUGGCCACAGGCCCGUUGGCGUACGGGUUCAUUGGAAUUGUGCCAGCUAUUGAGAAGCUACUCACGCCCGAGGAGUCUGGGCUCGUGCAGGACAUGCAGCUGCAGCUCUCGGAGACCUUCGACGUGUUCAAGCCGUGGUGGAAACUACUGAUCUGGAGUUCUGGCCUCGCCUUCUUUGGUGUUUUCUUUGCAAUCCCCUUGCGGGAAGAGUUCAUCAUUAGACAACAGCUCAAGUUCCCCAGUGGCAGCGCCACCGCCACGCUGAUCAGCGUCUUCCACCGCUUCCCUCUAAGAAUAAUACCUGGAAUAGAGAGAAACAAGAACAUAAAUGACAGAGAGGACAGACAGCUAGAAAGAGAAAUAGUCGACGAAUUCGAUUCUAACAACGUCGAAACAUUGCAGAACUCGCCAGUGGAAAACAGCCAGCUGUAUUUGGAGUCUCCCAUCAGGGAGUCGUACUCGAGGGAUAUUACUCUUCUUCUCUUCACCGCACUCUUCUCCUCGGCAUAUACCUUGACCAGCUACUUCGUCCCGCAGAUUAGGACGAUCCCGAUCUUUGGAACAUACCUUUCGGAAGAGUACCUCAUCAACUUCACGCCGUCGCCAGCCUAUGUCGGACAAGGCAUAAUUAUGGGUUUUGAUACAACAUGCGGCAUGAUGGUCGGAAUGGUACUAGGAUGGUGCAUCCUUUCACCCUUUGUCAAGUACAUGGGCUGGGCUCCAGGGGAGACAGGAAGUUGGAAAGACGGUGCCGAGGGCUGGAUCAUGUGGGUCAGUUUGGCAAUCAUGAUUGCAGACUCCUUGGUUUCAUUGGGGUUGAUGGCUUACAAAUCCACCAAAUCCUUCUUCACCUCACGCAGGAAUUCUUCCUCCUCACUCCAGCAGACCCUACACAGUGAGAACGAUGAAGAAUAUUCGAACGAAAAUGGUGGCCACCGGUUGGACUCAGAAUCCUACUCAAGUGUUGAAAGCGCCUCUAAUUCGACACAACCUUCAAAUAUAAUCAGAAAUGGACUGGCGUUUUUCAACAAAGAGGUGAGUUUGGAAACAAACAAUGAAGAAUCAAUUCAUCCACUUACACCUACAAUCGGACUACUUCUCUGCUGUCCGUUGUUGGUUUUCUCCAUGAAGAUUGUUUUCAAAGGUAUCAUACCUUCGUGGCUACUUCUACUUACUAUUCCUGUAUCAUUGAUUCUCUCGCUUGUCGGGGUCAAAUCGUUGGGUGAAACUGAUUUGAACCCUGUCUCUGGAAUAGGGAAACUUUCUCAGCUACUCACCGCUCUGGUUGUUCCCUCAUCUAGACCAGGGGCAGUUCUUAUCAAUUUGGUCGUUGGGGCAGUUUCCGAGGCCACUGCUCAACAAGCCGGUGAUUUGAUGCAAGACUUGAAAACUGGAUAUCUUUUGCACGGGUCCCCACAAGCUCAGUUUAUAGCACAGAUCUUUGGCAGCAUAUGGGGGGUUUUAGUUGCUGCUCCAAUGUAUCGGUGGUACGAUAGAAUUUACCAGAUCCCAGGACCUUUAUUCAAGAUUCCAACGGCCUUCAUCUGGAUUGAUUGUGCAAGGUUAGUCAAUGGACAUGAACUACCUGAAAAAGUUGGUUCAUUUGUUAUAGCGUUUGGUGUCCUUUUUUUGAUUUUGUCAUUUAUUCGUGGUACAAUUGACAAGGAUAAUAAGUAUUACAAAUUCAGCCGUUGGGUGCCAAGUGGUGUUGCUGUUGGAAUUGGUAUUUACAACACUCCAUCUUUUACAUUUGCACGGUUUUUGGGUGGCUUGAUAAGUUGGUAUUGGUUGAAGAGGUUACGGGGCAGCACCUAUGCCAUAGCAAAUCCAACAGUUUUCGAAGAUGGCAAGGUGAGUUUGAUUAUUUUCAGUAGUGGGCUAGUUCUCGGUGAAGGACUGUUUAGCGUUGUCAAUAUGAUGCUAACCAGCUUUGGGGUUCCUCAU
This is a messenger RNA of Pichia membranifaciens NRRL Y-2026, 2196 nucleotides long. RefSeq lists its product as hypothetical. The record is from RefSeq and is a predicted model, not a curated record. NCBI's taxonomy places the organism in Eukaryota, Fungi, Ascomycota, Pichiomycetes, Pichiales, Pichiaceae. Gene Ontology annotation, cellular component: fungal-type vacuole membrane. Gene Ontology annotation, molecular function: oligopeptide transmembrane transporter activity. The transcript is spliced from 3 exons. The annotation marks the transcript as partial.